This is a messenger RNA of [Torrubiella] hemipterigena, 1681 nucleotides long. The record is from the annotation of a GenBank genome assembly. NCBI's taxonomy places the organism in Eukaryota, Fungi, Ascomycota, Sordariomycetes, Hypocreales, Clavicipitaceae.
UCCCUUCCCCACUUUGCACCGUUCAAACCUGUUGCUCAUAUUUUUUUUCUCCAACCUUCCAGGCUCCUCUUCUUUUCUUUCUGCCCCAAACAACCCCCAUCCGUCUCUGCAUCAAAUAUUUGCGUGCAGCAUGGAGUCACUCUCUGAGACUGAGUGGGACGUGGUCAUCAAUGGCACGGGGCUUCAACAAUCCCUUCUGGCCCUGGCGCUCUCACGGUCAGGAAAGAACAUCCUUCAUGUCGACCGCGAUGAAUGCUACGGAGGAUCCGAGGCGGCGCUAAGCUUGCAGGACGCGGACGAAUGGGUCGAAAAGCACAAGGAGCCGGGCACAAAUAGUGUCUUUGCGGCGGCCGAGGUGAAAAAAAGCGACGACGGCUUGUCUUCUUCGCGAGCAUAUAGCUUGGCGCUUGCGCCGCAGCUUAUUCAUACGCGCUCCGACUUGCUUGCCAAGCUCGUUUCAUCCAAGGCUUUCCGCCAGCUGGAGUUUCUGGCUGUCGGCUCCUUCUACGUCUAUCAGCAGGCUGCCGAUGCGGAAUCAAAGCCGACACUGAAUCGGAUUCCUUCGACGAGAGAAGAUGUCUUUGUCAACAAGGUCAUUUCUAUGAAGUCCAAGCGUGGCUUGAUGAAGUUUCUCAAGUUUGUGCUGGACUACAAGGCUGAAGAACAACUCAACGUUUGGACGCCGCACAAGGACGCUCCACUGUCAGAGUUUCUGGCGUCGGAAUUCAAGCUUGAUGAGAUGCUGCAAUCCUACAUUGUCACAUUGACAAUGAGUUUGGAUGGUAAAGUGUCAGUCGAGGAUGGCUUGAAUGCCAUUAGCCGUCACUUGACUUCCAUGGGCGUCUUUGGGCCUGGAUUUGCUGCCGUCUAUCCCAAAUGGGGUGGUUUAUCGGAGGUUGCCCAAGUGGGUUGCCGCGGCGGCGCUGUCGGAGGUGCAAUCUACAUCCUCGGAACUGGCGUGGACAAGGUUGAAACCACCGAGGACGGCCAGCCACUCUCCGUUACGUUGACAAAUGACCUGACAGUCAAGACAAAAUCUUUCAUCCAGGGGUCCGCAGAGGUCGACAGUGAGGCCACUACCCUCAGUCGUUUGACAGCUAUUGUUGAUUCGACUCUGAGUAAUCUCUUUGAGGUUCUAGUUGAAGGUGCACCAACACCUUCAGCAUCCGUUGUGGCAUUCCCAGCUGGCUCGCUGUGCAGUGCUGAUGGUAAUCCGUCAUCGGCUCCCAUCUACGCAAUGCUGCAUUCAGGCGACACUGGCGAAUGCCCGAGUUCACAGUGCGCCGUAUAUCUCAGUACCAUCCGUACGUCAUCUUCAAAAGAGCUCCUAGAAAAGGCUCUUGACGAGCUUCUCCGUGCUGCUGGGGAUGAAACCCCAGCUGGCAAGCCUCUAUAUCGUUUAUCGUAUGAGCACUCUGGCGUCAAGCAUCCUUCGUUUGCAACGCAGGGUAAGACGGGAACCUUUAGCGCUCUUCCUCUCGAUCUUGCCUUCAAUGACAGCACUCUACGCCCUGUUGAGCAGGCAUGGAAGUUCGUUGUUGGCAAGACCGACGAAGAGUACAUGGUGUUUGAGGACCGCGAAGGUGUAAACGAUGAAGAUGACCGCUUUGACUAGAUGUGAUACCACCUAAUGAACCUCAUGUAUAACGAACGAAUAAAUCAAUUUCCAUUAUCUGAUUAU